AUGCCUAACACCAAGAUAACCAGUCGUGGGGAUACAGUACGGAAGUGUGUGUUUUGCCCUUUCCAGUCAUCGAAUCACACCAUAUGGAGAGACCAUAUGGCUCAGUGUUAUGAGAACAAAUUCUUCUGCAAACAGUGUGACUAUUCCACAGACAAGAAGAUUAAUUAUCUAAGGCAUGUCAAACGAAAGCAUUCAACAAGACAGAGUGAGAAAAAUGACCAUCCCUCGUGUAGCAAGGUGACGGAGGAUACAUGUGACGACCAUACUGUAGAAGAUACGCAAAGUAGUGAGAACAUUUCGUCUAAAGGGACAGAAGGAGACAAUGAUGGAUCUGCAUCAGAGGAUGAUGACGCGUGGUUGGCUGAAGACCCAGAUGUUAGUAUUGGGGAGGCUAUAGAGACUGUGCAGCUUGGAAGGAGAGGUCCGGAGACAGAAAGGCGAUCAACAUGUGAUCCUGCUGUUAGGAAGAGAACUUCUCCAAUGCCAGUAUACAGCCCAGCACCACCCAAGGUAGCUCGACCUUGUUCUAUUAUGAUUGAGUCUGAGCAGAGAGAUCCUCCUGUCCAGUCAGCUAGGUCUGCAGACUUCCAGACAGAGAGAGACAUGGUAGAUUCCUGUACUCAAACAGAGCCGGUCCGGUAUACAAAGUCAAUAACUACAACCACCAUUGUCAGAGAGAAUGGGAGAAAAGUCAUCACCGUGAAGAAGGAGAAAAUGUUGUAG
Messenger RNA from Ostrea edulis (European flat oyster), 723 nucleotides. RefSeq lists its product as uncharacterized. The record is from RefSeq and is a predicted model, not a curated record. NCBI's taxonomy places the organism in Eukaryota, Metazoa, Mollusca, Bivalvia, Ostreida, Ostreidae. The coding region runs from base 1 to 723 and encodes 240 amino acids. The transcript has a single exon.